Molecule: messenger RNA, 3349 nt
Organism: Exaiptasia diaphana
Lineage: Eukaryota; Metazoa; Cnidaria; Anthozoa; Actiniaria; Aiptasiidae
Product: tetratricopeptide repeat protein 28
Exons: 5
Coding region: 14-3097 (1027 amino acids)
Molecular function (GO): protein binding
Source: RefSeq, a predicted model, not a curated record
UUAAUCCGCCAUUAUGGCAAAAGAUCCUAAAAGAGAAAAGCUGUUAUCAAUGGACACCCUAGGAAAUGACAAAUUUCGUGCUGGAGAGUACUGUGAAGCAAUACAGUGCUUCGAGAAUUGUGUAGAAAUCGCUAAAGAAACCAAUGACAUGCGGAGAGUAGGAAAAUACUACACAAACACAGGYUUAGUUUAUGAGACAAUAAAAAAUUUCCACAAGGCAAUUGAAUGUAACCAAAAGUCUUUGAGUAUUGCUUUGGAAUUGCGGGACAGAAACGCUGAAACUUUAGCAUACGGGAACCUAGGACGUUGUUUACUCAAUGCGGGCAAAUAUGAUGAGGCAAUCAAGUAUUACGAAUUGAWACUUAACCUUAGCAAGGAGAUGGACGACAAAGACCAAGAAGAGGAAGCUUAUUUGGAUAUAGGAAUAGCACUUCAAGAGUUGAGUAAAAACAAUGAAGCUAUUGAAUAUUAUGAAAAUGGUCUUAGCAUUGCUCAACAGAUUGGUAAAAGAGAAGUCAUGAUGUGGGAAAACCUAGGACAUGCUUAUGAAUCAACAGGAAACUACAAGAAGGCAGCCGAAUAUCAUAAUAAGUGCCUCAGCGUGGCCAAAGAGUGGGAUGACAGACAACUGGAAGGAUUGGCAUAUGGUCAUUUAGGAGGUGUGUAUCAUUUAUUAGGAAACAAUCACAAAGCAAUUGAGUGCUAUAAUAAGAGUCUCGACAUUGUAUCAGAAGUCAAAGACACCGAGAGAAAAGGAAUACUUUAUGGAAAGCUAGGAAAUUCGUAUCAGUCUUUAGGAAAUUACAAGAAAGCUAUGGAAGAGCAUAAAAAAUGCUUAAACAUUGCCAUCAGUGAAAGCAACAUGGCAGAGCAAGCCGUAGCCUAUUCGGGUAUAGGAAGUGAUUUUUUGCUAAUGGGAAAAUACGAUCUGGCAAUGGAUUACCACAAAAGGAGUCUCAAAAUAAGUGAACAAAUAAGCAACAAAGAGUAUGAACAAGCGGCUUAUGGAAACCUAGGAAAUACUUUCAAAGCUCUAGGAAGACUUGACGAUGCAAUUAAAUGCCAUCAAAAAGAUCUCGACAUCUCGUUACAGAUAGGAAACAAGGAGGGAGAAGGGGCAGCGAAUAGCAACUUAGGAAUGGUUCAUAUGGCACUAGGUAAAUCUACCAAAGCAGUUGUAUAUUUCAAAAAAAGUCUUGACAUCGCUUUAAAAAUUGGAGACACAUUUGGAGAAGGAACUGCUUAUGUAAACUUGGGAAAAGCAUAUCAUUCGUUAGGUAUACUCCACAAAGCAAUUGAUUACCACGAAAAAAGCCUUAAUAUUGCUAUAGAGAUAGGAGAUAGAAAGGGAGAAGGCGUUGCUUACUUGAAUCUAGGAUGUGUAUACCAGACAUUACGAAAAAACAUCAAGGCAAUAGAAUAUCAUGCAAGACAUAUAAAUAUCACACAGGAGAUUGGCGACAAGAAGGGAGAGGGCGUCGGCCACUUUCAUUUUGGUCUUUGCUACUUAAGAAAACACAAUCUCGAGAGAGAGGGGAGUGAACUUCACUGUAGCUGUAUGGUAGAAGCCGAAAGACAAUUUUUGAAGUGCAUAGCUUGCCAUGAGUCUCUUUUCGACGACCUCACACAAGAUCAAGACAGGAUAUCUAUAGUAGACACCUACGACAAAGCCUACAAAUUUCUAGCUUUUAUUUAUUUCGACUCACAAUUGGUAGACCAAGCACUUCUGGCCUGUGAUCGUGGUCGAGCCCGUGCUUUGGGUGAGCUUCUCAAUCUAAAAUACGAAAUUGAUAAAGGAACAACGGAUAAAAUCGCACCCACUAUUGUCGAUGUCAAGCAGCUUUUAACAACUUCGAAAUUCUGCAUUUUGUUUUAUGCACUUCACCCGGUUGAUCCAAAUGUUAGCAKUUUGGUUCUUACUUACAAACAUGCUACGUUCCAUGUUAAUAGUGACAUCAAAGAUCUAGAAUCAUCUGCAGAAUGCUUUACGGAUAAGUCAGACGAACUGAAUGAUAAACUUUUGACCAAUCUAUUAGAGAACGCUUACGACUACAUGAAUGUUAGGAAGGUGCUGGUGAACUGUGAAGAUAGAUCGGUUUCGUUGUUAAACGAUAGUGAAGCUGACUGUAUUUCUAAAGACGCCGUAAACCAAGAAAACGCAGAAAAACCUUUGCAAAAUCCCAAGCUAAGAAACGUAUAUGAUGUAGACGAAGACGACAAGCCUUUGCAAUUGCUUUAUCAUAAACUGGUGUCUCCAAUAGCUCAAAACAUCUUCCAAGAUGAAGUGGUUGUCAUUCCUGAUGGUCCUUUGUUCAUGGUUCCAUUUGCUGCCCUUCAAGAUCCCAAAACAGGAAAAUAUCUUUCCGAAACUAAAUGCGUUCGUAUGGCUUCUUCCUUAACAACUUUGAAGCUCUUACAAGAAUCUGCUAAAGAUCAGCAUUAUGAGUCAGGUGCGCUGAUAGUCGGAAAUCCGAAGGUCGGAAAAGUCAUAUUUAGAGGUCUAGAGCGAUCGAUUACAGACUUGCCCGGCGCCGAAGACGAAGCUAAAAAAGUCGGAAAAAUACUCGGAGUAAAGCCAUUGAUUGGACAAAGGGCGACAAAGGAACUGGUAAUGCAGAAACUGCAGAUUGGCGUGUCAGUCAUCCACUUUGCAGCACACGGAAGUGAAAAUGGACAGAUACUCCUUGCUCCUUCUGUACCAUCACCAAGAGACACUACUCCAGAAGAGGAGGACUACGUCUUGACAAUGAAAGAAGCACAGGAAAUCGGAAUCCGAGCACAACUAGUUGUUCUAAGCUGCUGUCACAGUGGACGUGGCAAAAUAAUGUCCGAGGGAGUUGUAGGAAUGAGUCGAGCGUUUCUAGCUGCAGGAGCUCAAUCUGUCGUUGCGUCGUUGUGGGCCAUUGAUGAUGAAGCUACCAAAGUCUUUAUGCUCAAGUUUUAUUCACAUCUAAAGAAAGGAGAGACUUCAAGUAAGAGUCUACAACAAGCAAUGAAGGAGGUGAGAGAAAUGGAUGAAUACAAGCAACCAAAAUACUGGGCGGGCUUCUUCCUCAUUGGAGACGAUGUCAAAAUAGACUUUUCUCAAAUGAACUAGAACCACUAUGUGAAUUUAACCGUGCUCAGUUUCACUUUAUUGGUGUUUUCAUUUUUUUUCAUUAGAAUAUAGUAUAUUGCGUUAUGCUAUACAUUUUUGAAUGAUAUAUUGAUUGAUUGAAGAUUUUAUUGACUACUCAGUGGCGGAUUUAGGGGAGGGUCCAGUUUUUCCUCCCAUACAAACACUGUAUUUAUACUUUCUAUUAAGCUGACUUUCUUGUAAGCGCCGGACGCGGACAUUUUUUUCCUCCCC